Funneliformis caledonium is the source of this 1725-nucleotide messenger RNA. The record is from the annotation of a GenBank genome assembly. Lineage: Eukaryota; Fungi; Glomeromycota; Glomeromycetes; Glomerales; Glomeraceae.
AUGUCUAGUAGCAAUAUUCCAAUCCUACUAAAAAAUAGAAAGUCUAAAGUUUCUGAGAGUACUUCUGCGUAUCACAAAUUUUUUAAAACAACCGAGGCAUCGGAAUGGAAUUUCUCCAAAUUCAUUUCAUUCUUGAUUGACACCGACGACGAUGAAGCGAAGCCUAUAUUUGCAGAGAAGAUUUGGCAAGCGAGUAUAUCAAAGUUAUCACGCGACAAUUCAGUUCCUCAAGCUAUUCGAAAAUUUACUGCCGAAACCUUAACACAUCAUUUCGCGGAAAAUGACUGCACAGCGAUACAAAAUGCGCUCAAGAGCCUCGAGGAGAUUUCUUCCUCUAAGCUCAUAUUUCAGCCUAAAAUCUCACUGGCUAGACACGUUUCUGAGACAUCCGGAAUACUUUGUUCUACCGCAAUAUCUGGAAAGCGCGAUCGUGUAUUUGCUUCAUACAUGAUGUCAGAAGAACCGUGUCCAAAAGUUCAGAAAGUAGAUCAUGAUAUCCAGAAAGAUGACCUUUUUUCUGGUCCAUCUAAAGAACAUGAAAAUGAUACGGAGAAAGUGGCCGUCAUUUUUACCAAUACUACGCCUACUACCACUACUGCUUUAAACGGGGAAGAAAUAGAUUUUUCGAUAGCUGACGCUCUCCCCCCACAAAAUACUUCCGAUUCAAAUUCAUCUACAUUAGGUGGUUCCGAUGCUUUGGAUCUCUUUAGUCCAAUAAUGACUGAUGUUGUACAAAAGGAGGAUUCCUAUUUUCAGGAACUAUCAUUAGUCGAGCGCCUGUAUACCAGUCAGGAGUGGAUGAAAAUGGAAUUAGACUGGGAAAAGAUGGAAGAAAAGAUAGCAAGUUCUCUUCCUUUGUUUGAGGAAAAUAUGCAAUCACUUUUGAAAAAGUAUAGCGAGUCCAUUAAGGAUGCCAGCACUGGAUAUUAUGUCGAUCUAAAUAAAGUCGAGACUACCAUCAGUCAAAGCCCGUUUGCAGAUCAACAUUCAUAUUUAUUUGUAAGAGACUGGCCUCUUCGAUGGGCCCAACAAUUAUACACUGCUUUCUUAACGUGUUUCCAGACCCCUAUCAACCCUCUCAAUGAUGCCGAUGCAAGUGAGUAUGCAUAUAGGAGUCGGCUUAUAAAUCAUUUUUGGGAGGAUGUUUUCUUUGAUGUAAAUUGUGUAAUCCGAAUGAAAACAGGUGAGGUUGAGAAUGUUGACCGGAGAAACCAACUAGGUCUCGCGAGGAAUCCGGAUGAUCGUAGAUCAAAUGUUGGUAGUUGGUAUCACGAUGCUAUAUUAAUCAUGAAAGUUGGAGAUAAGGAUGUUCAAGUAGCAUUUGGAGAAGUUGUUGGAAAUGCAUUCAAACACGAUGACACGAAAUUGUAUGAAGAUCGAGAGAAAAUACUUAAAGCCAUGCAGUUGGCCCUUUUUAAUCUUCGGAAAUUACUUCCUGAAAAAGAUCCAGGUCUUGAGGAUUUAGAAACUUUCGGAUUGCUAGUUUAUAUCGAUGGAAUAUAUCUCGUUGAUCAAUUUAGUGGAUUCACAAUUCCCGAUACUCCUUUACAUUUAGGAAAUCUACCCGAUAUGAUUCAUGUAAUGAUUAUGUUUAAGCAUCGCGUUAUGAAACUACGACAGCACGUGGAAUCCUUAUAUAAAUCCAAAAAGAGUUUUAAACGUGGCGGCACUCGACACACAAACGAUUCUACAGUUUAUGCGUCACCACAGAAAAAAUCUAAAUAA